Molecule: messenger RNA, 801 nt
Organism: Hydra vulgaris (swiftwater hydra)
Lineage: Eukaryota; Metazoa; Cnidaria; Hydrozoa; Anthoathecata; Hydridae
Source: RefSeq, a predicted model, not a curated record
CUUAUUUUUAAUUUUAUUUUUGGUGGACAAAUCUUUUUUUUUACAACAUUAAAAACAAAGAGGUAUAGCAAAAAGUUUGCAAUGGAAACAUUUACCAAUUCAAAGUUCAUUAAACAAAAGAUGGAAAAAAAGACUGUCUCAGCAGUUCAGAAUAACUUUAGUAAAGCAAGUCAAAGUUUCCUUCAUAAACCAAAUUUAUCUCCAACAUUUGUCGAAACAGAUUUAGAAGUUUCUGAGUUGUUAGAAAGUUGGAAAAAAGACACAAGUCUUCCAGCUUCUAAAAGUACGUCAUCUUUUAAAAACGGGUCAGAAUCGCCUACCUACUUAAGCAUUAUACAUGGAAAUUGUUUUAAUGACGUUAGAGAAGAAAAGAAUAUCAAUUCGAAUAGUAACUUUGAACAGGAAAAAUUUUUUAAAGAUAGCAAAGAAAUUGAUGAAACUUUGUUUAUAAAUGAAAUUUUAAAUAAUAUGAGAGAAUUAGAUAUUUCAAGCAAUGUGCCAUUAGAUUUAAAAAAGAUUAAAGUAAAGGACCAUUCUCUGAGAAAGGCUAACAGAAAUAUAGAGGAUAGAGCCAAGAAUAAAUUAAGACAAGAAAAUACAUUAAAAUAUAAGAAUGCAUUGCUUGAAAAACAAAAUGUUGCAGAGCAAGCAAAAAAACGUGUAGAAGAAGAAGAAAAAGAAUAUUUUAAAGUAAAAAUGAAAGAGGAAGAAGAUAUCAAAAAACAAAUGAUAAAAAUUAAAAAAGAGCUGGAUGAAGAAAAGAAAAUGAGAGAGAAAGAGUUACAGCGGUAUUUAACAUAA